AUGCAGCGAGUCUGGUCGACGUACCUCGAAAACUCAAACUCCCGGCGGGGUCGGACGGACAGCCCUCAUAAACUGAAUUCAUCCAGGGAGUCCUCCAUUGCCCCCUCCGUUAUUUCGCAGGCGCCGUUGGUCCCCAACGCUCAGAUGCCCUCACGACUCGACCCGUCCCAUCUUGCUGCUGGCUCCAGCUCCCCCAAUCCUUUCGACGGCGGCAGCACGGUCUCACUCACCGUCAACUAUCUCCCUUCCAAACUUCCCGUACCCGGCUCUCUCAAACGGAGGAGUGGGAAAGGUGUGGAUGGCCUGUUCAGGAAACCAGGCGGCGGUGUCGACGCUUUCCGCAGUGGCGAGGCGCGAAUGCCUGACGCCCACGAUGAAGACUAUGACGGGGUGAAUGGGACGAUAUUUGGUGGUCGUCGCAAGCGGUGGAACAAGUUCAAGUGGAUAUUGUUUAUCGCCAACACCCUCCUCAUCUGCUACUCCCUCCUCGCCCUCGUUUUCUGUCUCCUCACAUGGUUCAACGUCUGGCAACACGCCGACAUCAUACGGGUGGCCAACCGCAGCGAGCUCGUGUUAUCAACACUGGCUGCAUCAGUCGCAAUAUUCACCUCGUUACUGGGCUUUGCCGGCAUCCUCCUCAACAACCGCGGUUUCCUUGCCGUCUACACCUUCUUGCUAUGGAUAUGCUUCGCCCUCAUGGUCAUUCCUGGUUACUUGACCUACAAGCACAGGCACCUCAACAUCGAAGGCAAGGUCAACAACCAAUGGUCCCGCGAUCUCGGCGCCCUAGGCCGCUUACGCAUUCAAAACGAGCUCUCAUGUUGUGGCUACUUCUCCCCAUACGUGGAGGCUACCGUCAGCAGCACAUGUUACUCUCGUAGCAUUCUCCCUGGGUGCAAGAAGCCCUACCUCAAUUUCGAGAAACUCGUUCUCGAAAGGUGGUACAUCGCCGCUUUCGGGCUUGUUCCCGUCCACAUUGGCGUCAUCUUAUCCGGCCUGCUCUGUUCCAAUCAUGUAACAUAUCGUUUCGGCAAAGGGAUGACCCCCAAGGCAUACCGCCUCAGCGCCAAGAGCAUGGCGUUGAUCAUGGACAACUACGCCAACCAAUUAGCUGAGCAAUAUGGCCCAGAGGCCGCCCACGAGAUGCUAGCCCGCUCCCGGUCAAACCUCAAUCUCUCUGACGACUACUCAAGGCGAUAG
Mycena indigotica is the source of this 1200-nucleotide messenger RNA. RefSeq lists its product as uncharacterized. Bases 1 to 1200 code for a protein of 399 amino acids. The record is from RefSeq and is a predicted model, not a curated record. NCBI's taxonomy places the organism in Eukaryota, Fungi, Basidiomycota, Agaricomycetes, Agaricales, Mycenaceae. Gene Ontology annotation, cellular component: membrane. The transcript has 4 exons.